Pezoporus flaviventris is the source of this 2912-nucleotide messenger RNA. RefSeq names its product interleukin 12B (gene IL12B). Gene Ontology annotation, molecular function: protein binding. The transcript is spliced from 7 exons. Bases 1946 to 2893 code for a protein of 315 amino acids. Lineage: Eukaryota; Metazoa; Chordata; Aves; Psittaciformes; Psittacidae. The record is from RefSeq and is a predicted model, not a curated record.
ACAGUUCAUGUGCUUGUAACCCACACGUCCCCUCAAUAUGUGUGUAAGACCAUGUAUAUGUGUGGAAGGGUGAGAGAAGAGCUUUUUGGGAUAAGUGGAGGGUAGAGACCUAUAGGUAUUAAUUAACAGUUUGGAAGUUUCUAGUACUCUGGCUUGUCUGUUGUACUGUUGAUAUGGAUCUGGAAUGAAGAGUUCACUGUUGCUGGUCAGUUCUCUGUCAUGAAUAAAUCAAUAAGCCACUUUGAUCCAGAUUCAGUAUACAGGAUGUGAGGGGAGCAGUUUUUCUCUAUGGCAAAGCCACCAUUUCAAAUCUGCUUCCAGGAGCUGCGCUCGCAACCUUCAGCCCUCUCGCUCUGCUUUUGCCGGCUCUGGCCGUGAGCUCUAGCAAGGGGAAAUCUGGACUCAUGUUUGAGUAACAGGUUGGGUACGCUGGGCUUGGCGAGGAAGUUGUUAGGCCCAUCUGAGAUUGCAAUGAUCUAGUUGUGCGUUUAGUCAGGUGGAAGUUAAAGUUCAGCAGCCAAAGGUGUAUGUAAUCCUACUCAGGCUGUGCUUGAAGAGGAUGGCUGAGGAGAGAAGAGCAUUCCACUGGCAAUGUUGUAUGUUUGUGUAAGGCUUUCAGCACAGUUAAUGUGGAAUCCUGACACAACCUUAGAGCGUGCCACCCUGUCAGCUGUUUGCCUCCCAGAUGUGUGACAAUAAACAGGAACCCCAUGCACCAGGAACUGCUGGGGUUCAUAAUAAGUUUAUCUCGCUGCUAAUUUAUGUUGCUUCUCCUUUUGUUUUAUGUUCUUGCCGUAUUUGGAAGGACCAAAUGAGCAACAUAUGGCAGAUGCUUGUGUUGGUUCUUCGCGAGGAAGACUUCCAAAGACCACGGCCUACAGCAGAAGGGACAGGCACCCUUUUAUUUGUUGUAAGAUUACUAGAUUAUAGCUUUCAUCUCCGGGCUAUGGGAAUACUCCUGCUACUAGAAAGCCCACAAGGUAGAGUUGUGUCUCUUCAUGAAUUCCAAAAGUAUGUCAGGCUGAAUUUCAAGCCAUUUUUUUGAUUUUAUAAGCAAUGUAUUUCUUCUUGCUUAUAACUUUUCAGUCAUCUUAGGUUUGGAACAGGGCUAGAACAACAACUUAGUUUUGGUUUACCUUACAAAGUGAAUGGCUUUCUAUUGCUUCACAAAUAACAAAAAAAAUCAAUAGAAAGUUUUUCCUCAUUUUCAAAGUGUACGUUAUGUGUGGGGCUUCUGUUAUGCUUGAGGACAGGUCUCAAUGGAACAUCAGGUCAUAAAAAAAAAAAGGUUAUAUUUUAAAACUGCAAUAUGAAAUAAUGCGACCACAUCAGAUUUUGAUCUGGGAGCCAGAACUAAUAGUUUAAUUUUUGGUUAGCCCAAGUCUCAAUUAUUAGGUUAAAUGCAAUCCUAAAACAGCAGUUAAAAAUUAACUUCCCCUUAGCUUCUGAUUGCUGUUGUAGAUGGGAUUUUAUUUCAUGUAAUUAUCUCUUUUGUGCUUAUCAGGUAGAAAUAGAUUUAUUUUAUUUAACUUUCUCUUUCUGUCUUCAUAAAAUAUUUCCCAUCAGACAGUUUUGGAAGUUUAUUUAGUCUGUAUUUACUCUUCCUCAGAUGAUGAACAAGGCUGUACGAGAGGGACAGAAAAUCAGGCAGGAAAGGAAAUGCCUCUGGCAUGCCAUAAAGGUCACUGUAACAAUCUCAUCAUCUCAUUUCCUCUUUAAAGUUUACCUGGGAGUCCCAACUCUUUUUUUUUUUCUGCUUUAGCUCUGCCACUAUGUAAAAAAGGAACCCAAGCCACGUGUUGCAAUUCUGUGGUAUUGCGGUGAAACGGAGCAUCCCUUUCCUUUCGGAGUUAGAAGUGUUUAUAAGCGAGCCAGCACUUUGCUUCCUUCAGAUCACAAAACCAACCUGUCUGGCAACUUCAGCUAACAAGCACCGCAGGAAAAGAUGUCUCACUUACUAUUUGCCAUACUUUCAUUAUUUUCCUUUGCUGCCCUUCUGGAAGCACAAUGGAAACUGAGGGAAAAUGUGUACGUCAUAGAAUCAGAGUGGAAUAAUGAGACACCAGCUAAAAGAGUGGAGCUCACCUGUAACACAUCUGAUGAGACACUGCCAGUGUACUGGGAAAAGGACAGCGAGCUGAAAGGAACUGGACGGACUCUGAUUGCUGAAGUGAAAGAGUUCCCAGAUGCUGGCAACUAUACCUGUCUGACAGCUGAUACCCAUGAAGUCGUCAGCUAUGAUUUCUUCCUCGUAACUAAAAUAGACUCCAGUGGGCAAAUGAUAAGGUCAAUUCUGAAAAGUUUUGACGAGCCAAACAAGACGUUUUUAAAAUGUGAGGCAAAGAACUACUCUGGAAUUUUCGUAUGUUCAUGGAUGACAGAAAAUGAGAGUCCAAAUGUGAAGUUCACAAUCAGAAGUCUAAAAGGCUCUCAAGGAGACGUAAUCUGCAGCAGCCCUGUAGCUCACACUGACAUAUCAGUGACUGAAUACACAGCCCAGUGCCAGAAAGAAAGCUACUGUCCCUUUGCUGAAGAGCACGAGCCAAUUGAGAUGUUCCUGGAGGUCAUUGAUGAGGUGGAAUAUGAGAACUACACUAGCAGCUUCUUCAUCAGAGAUAUCAUAAAACCUGACCCACCCCAGUGUCAGUAUGUGGCUACAAAUGGAACAGUGACUUGGACCUAUCCCGGAACAUGGAGCACACCUAAGUCCUACUUCCCUUUGACUUUCAGGGUCAAAGUUGAAAGUACAAAGAAACGCAACAGCCAGGUCUAUGGCACUGAUGAGCAGUCCAUUCAGAUUCCAGUGGCUGGGCCAAAGAGGAAGAUCUCUGUGCAAGCCAGGGAUCGCUAUUACAAUUCAUCCUGGAGUGAGUGGUCUUCACUUUGCAGGUAAGACUUAACAGAACCUCCUG